Mytilinidion resinicola is the source of this 431-nucleotide messenger RNA. RefSeq lists its product as uncharacterized. The transcript is spliced from 2 exons. Bases 1 to 375 code for a protein of 124 amino acids. The record is from RefSeq and is a predicted model, not a curated record. Lineage: Eukaryota; Fungi; Ascomycota; Dothideomycetes; Mytilinidiales; Mytilinidiaceae.
AUGCCGAAGGUCCAUACUUGCUGGUACUAUCCGUCUGCAUGUUUCUCCCCGUUUGGGCUCUUCUCAAACUCUGGUUCGGCAAAUUUCAACAUCCUUCUCGCCGUGAAACGAAUCAUCUUCGCAGUCCUGGACGCAGCUUUCGACCUCUCGAGACACAUAUUCCUCAACCAGUUUACCAUCGCGCUUAAUGUGGACGCUGCAAGAUUCGUCUUCUCACAAUUCGAGAAGUUCGAGCGCUUCGUGGUUGUGCCAUCCAACUACUCAUGCUUGCGUGUCGAAUACUCGCUACCAGGCUUGAAUCUCCAUCCGCGUCUUGCGCUGCGAUGCUUAGCCUUCAACUGCCGCGUCGAAAAGAAAUCACCUUACCAGACCUGACUGCGUUGCUGUGCGCUUUCUCACCCGCCUUUGCAGGUAAGAUCACGAGCCAUGCC